AUGUUCAGGCAGAAGAGGUGCGGCAGCCACAGCCCUGCUGCGAGUGGGUGGCCUAGCAAGGCAGAGAAUCUUCGGCGUCGUCCCUGCAACUUGAAGGCACUGAGCCUGAACCAUCCGAUGCCCCAUGCCAGCAUCCCAGGUCCUCGUCUCAGACGGCACCUGGCCUUUGUGGGAGAUGUGAACGUGGCUGGAAGCUCCAGACCUCUCCAGAACCGUGACCCCCUCCCUCCUCACCGGCGGCAGGUGGAACGCCCCAAAGUGGGCCAUCAGGCGGUGCAAGCCGAGGAUUCCACGGCGCAAGACGCGCUGGAACGGGUGAAGCAGCUGGAGGCCGCAUCCGCUGCAGAGGCUGGCCAGCUUCAGGCGUGGCGCGACAUGGCUGCGGCCAAGGCGUUGGGCAAGCUGAACGUCACCAUCGUUUGCCCUCGAGCAGAAUGUAACGUCAAUGGGGUGAAGGUGGAGAUGGACAGCUGGCGCUCUGAGCAGCUGCGAAGGGACUUCGAAGACAAGGCAAGUUGGAUCAGAAAGCUCCAGGCCUGUGAGUUCGCCAGCUGGAAGGUCCUCCCACGCUUCGUGCAGCUCAUUGUGUCCGAUGUGAGCAGCCGGUUCACGGACAAGUUCACGGGCCUCCCCUUGUGCAGGAAGAAGGUGGAAGCCAACAACGCUGCCGGCGAGCCAACGGGACUGGCACGGCAAGGCUUCAGCCAGUUCUUCACUGACACAGAUGGCCUGAAGAUCUGCCAGGGCCGCAAGUACAUUCCCGUCUCCACGGGCGAGAACCACCAGUGGCGGCCUUCCAAGAGGCAGCUCUCCGAACCAGGUUUGCACAACAUUGAGAAGAACGAGGGCAAGCUGCGGGUGGACCCUCCCCCGACCAAGGUGUUCUCGAUUCCCGAGCGGCGCCAUGUCCGUCUGGUGGAAUCCAAAGAGGAGUACGGAGACCUUUCGGUCGGGAAAGGCAUCGUCCUCCGAGCACCCGGUGUGCGGGCGGCGGAGGUCGCCGCCCGGGAGGUUGAUGUCACCGUGGAGAUGCAGCGGAAGGCCAGGAACCACGAGUUGGACGUGAAGCGCAAUGGCAUAGGCGUCAUGGGCUGUGCUUCCAGCACGACCGUGGUGCAUGACGACAUGGAAGAGAUUCGGGUCACUUUCGAGGACCGCCGAGGGCGAUUGAUCACAGAGCACAACAAGCAGUUCAAGGAACCCAUUCGACGCUUCAACUCCUUUCGCUGCAGCGAUAAGGACGCGGGUGGAAUCACUGCUCCAAUCGCCAGUACUCAUACCCAUCACGUGAACCAGCUCAACAAGUUCUUGGCCGCCAUCGACAAGAAUCCGGAGCUGUUGGAAAAGAGGGUUCAUCCGAGCCAACGCGCUGAACAUCCCAGCCUGGAUAUCCUGAAAGCCGACAAAGGGACCAGCAGCUGGCACAGCCUAGCAACGGUCAGCACAGCUUCCGAGGCUUCUAAUAUCCCUGGCAGCUUCGCGUAA
Symbiodinium natans is the source of this 1485-nucleotide messenger RNA. The record is from the annotation of a GenBank genome assembly. NCBI's taxonomy places the organism in Eukaryota, Dinophyceae, Suessiales, Symbiodiniaceae.